Molecule: messenger RNA, 660 nt
Organism: Iphiclides podalirius (scarce swallowtail)
Lineage: Eukaryota; Metazoa; Arthropoda; Insecta; Lepidoptera; Papilionidae
Source: the annotation of a GenBank genome assembly
AUGUCGCGGUUCUCGGUCGGCGGUAGUCGGCUUUGUCGGUCGGUCGUUCGAGGCGCGUCGGCGUCGGCGCCGGUACGCGGAAUGAGCUCGCCGCUCGGGUGCCCGCCGUCGCGGCGCCCACCCGUCCCGGUAUUUCCGACGCUGGCUUCGGAAGCGCUGACCGCGGUCUGCGCGGAUGCCGUCCGCGAAGGAUCUCACCCGAAAGCCGGGCCGCGUGCCGGCCGCGCUGGCGUCAUCGCGCCCCCCCGUCCCCCGCGCGCCGCAAGGUCAAGGCGCGCUCAUUGUUCCCGCACCGCUCGUACUAGCAAAUGCACGGCUUUGGAGUCGUCACUACUUGUGGCAGAGGAUAGGAGCCGUGCACCAAGCCGCUAUCGAUCCCGCGAUGUUGCCCCCCCGCUGCCAAGGCAACGCGCCGUAACCAACGGCAACGGUUUGACGCAACCGCAAUUUAGAGAUAUUAUUGAUGUAGAUAUUCUGCGAGAUAAACGAAUUCCGAAACAGUCGAAACCAGAUGUCCCUUUAAUUUUGUUCGCGUUGCAAAGCGGAGGAUCGUGGUCGCAAUCCGAUGUCGUAAUUUCGGAUGAGACGGUGCCCCGGCUGGUGAAACUGGGGCGUGUCGGGCGAGCUUUUAGAGCGCUCUCGUGUUCGCCGCUCACACCG